ACGAAUAUCAUCUCUCAGCUACAUCUCUAUCCCCACCAACAGAGACACAUCCUAUAAUCCAGUGCAUAAAUAACAAUGACCUCAGAAAGCUCAAGAAAUUACUGAAGGACAAUGAUGGUGCAGACCCAAAUAUACCUUCUCAACUCCAGUGGACACCUUUGCAUUAUGUCUCACGGUCCAAAGCACGACCUGAUUUUGUGGAUCUGUUGCUUAAAGCAAAAGCUAAUCCAGAUGGAUGGAGUCCUAUUCCUCUGCAACAACACAUGCCCACACCACUGCAAGUUGCAGCCAUUAAAGACAGGGAGGAUAUCAUGAAAAGACUCAUCUCUGCUGGCGCUUUGGUGACACUGCCGCCCAUUGUUGAUAAUCAGUCACUUACUAAGAGUAAAAAAAUAUCUCAGAUGGUUAAUCACCUUGCAGAAAAUGGAGAUAGAGUGUGUUCCCAAAUUAGACAUUUUUUUGAUAUGGAAAUUGCUGUAUUUGAAAAAACACCUGACGAAGUGUUUAAAAUGUUCAACAGUCACAUGUUGUUAGAGCAUCCUAGGUCUCAUCUGACCAUGACUGAAAUCCUUUUUACUGUUUCAGGGCCUGAUGAAGAAAAAUAUGGCCAUUUGUGUAUUAAAUGGCUAAAGGAAACUAAAAAUGUAAACGCUUACAUUACAGGUGCAGCCAGUCGCCUUUCAAACAUUCCUCAGACACAUGAAUGGAGGGCAGUCUAUAGUUUAAACCGAGUUUUCUGCACAAUGGAAGACAUAUCAAAUGAGCAUGCAGUAGCUAUAAUUCCACAACUACUGAAACUGCUUUGCUUAAAAGAGAUACCUGACAUCUGUGAAGCAGUGCUACAAACACUGUAUGUGAUAACACAGAAAACAAAAGGCACAAAGGACUGGCACGUCAACUUUUUAGAGAACUUAUGCAGAACAGUUGCCCCUUUUGUAAAUGAGCAGCACUCCACUAAGAUCAGGAUUUACACGUAUGCUAUAUUUGGAAACCUGCUGUCAGUUGAACAGACAGCAAAUAUUUUUAAAUCAGGGGGCAUAACUUCAGUGCCCGAGGACAUACUGACAUCUGUAGCAAUGGAAAUGGAUGACAGUCUGAAAAAGGUGGUGAGAGGUCUGAAAGAAUAUCUGAGCAAACCAAACUCAGAAUGUGAGGGAAACACAGCCUCAACUUUAGGGAAAAAGAAGAAAAAGAAGAAGAAAAAGAAGGAAAAGCAAGACCCAAAUGCUGAAGUUUCCACUGCAGCAACUGAACUAACAACAAAGCUUUCUGUUUUAGAAUCAACUUCAAAUGUAAAGCCUUUUGAAUACAGCAUCAUUGAAAAAUCAGAUAAACAAAAAUGGCUUCAAAUCAGCAAGAGGUGGAAGGACAAACUGGAGAAACUUGUUGGCACAGAUGACAGUAAAAUCUCCAGAAUCGGAAGCAUCAUUUAUGUGAAUGAUGCGGAUUUCAGAAUAGCGAAGGGAACCGAUGCUACUGAAGUCUUCUUGGGGCUGAGAGACGACGGCACAGAAGUUGCCAUUAAGAGAAUGUCUAAAAGCAACUAUGAAGUGCUGAAGAAUGAAGAAGGAAUCCUACGACUCCCUGAACUCGAUCAUUCUUAUAUCGUACGAUAUGUUGAUGCUCCAGAGGAUGAGAACUUUGGAUAUCUUUGUCUGCAACUUUGUGAAUACACCUUGGAAGAACAUAUCAAGAAUGAACGUGACCCACAGAUAUUAAAGGAACUUGUAAAACAAAUUCUUGAAAGUCUAAAGGUGCUUCACUGUGGAAAUCCUAAAAUUCUUCACCGAGAUCUAAAACCCCAGAACGUUUUGAUUGAUGUUACUGGGAGGGCAAGAUUAGCUGAUUUUGGCAUAAGCAGACGCUUACCCAAAGGCCAAACAACUUUACUUACACGCAGUGCAGGAACCAGAUGCUGGAUGGCCCGAGAGACUUUAGAGGAAGAAUCUGCAUCAUACAAGAAAAGCACUGACAUACAGGUGGCAGGCAUGCUGAUCUAUUAUAUCCUGUCUGGAGGGAACCAUCCAUUUGGUGACUUGAACGUUAAAUCCUUUAAAUGUGAGUCAAACAUUUACAAUGGAAACUACAGUUUGGAUCAAGUUCAAGAUGUGGUGGCAAAGGAUCUCAUAGAGUGGAUGAUCAACAAAGAACCGAAGGACAGACCCAAAGUAGAAGAAUGCUUGGCCCAUCCCUUCUUCUGGACUCCGAAAGAGCAGUUUCAAUAUUUGAGAGAGACCGGCAACAGGGAGGAGGUGGAAAACUGUCGAAAGGCUGAUGAAAAGCUGAUUGAUUCACUGGAAGCAUGUGCUAAUGGAUCCUUCAAACUGUGGAAAAAUAAGUUUCCUGAAGAGCUGGUUCGGAAGAUGGAAAAGGACAGACUGCCGUACCCUAAAACCACACUGGGAUUACUGCGCUUUAUACGCAAUUUCCAUGAGCAUGAUCAGUUUGUGGACAUCAAAUUGAGCCGCUUCAGAAACGACAGCUGGCACAAAAGCUCCGCCCUGACUGUCUUUAAAGACACGGUUGCUGCGUCUCAUCCAGAGUUUGAUGAUGAUGAUCAGAAAGAUGCCCACGAGUUCCUCGUCUGUGCUCUGGACGUGCUCCAGCGUGAGUUCUCUAAGCUGCAGGCAGAAGCAGCUGCCUUGGAUAAGCCUUACAUCUGUCCAGUUAGAGCUCACAAUGGCUUCAAGAUAUUGAGCACAAAGAGCUGCAACAGAUGUGGUGUGCAGUUCUUUGGGCGGGAGGACUACCUCCACCUCUCCCUGGACCUGUUGCUCAUAGUUGGACUCAUAGUUGGACUAUGA
Molecule: messenger RNA, 2804 nt
Organism: Neolamprologus brichardi
Lineage: Eukaryota; Metazoa; Chordata; Actinopteri; Cichliformes; Cichlidae
Source: RefSeq, a predicted model, not a curated record